CCAUACGGAUUUGCUUUUCUGUACUCUUAUCCAAAAGUUGUUGGGAUCAGCAGAUCAAGAAACAACACAGCAAACCUCGUGGAUUUCAGACACUAAUCAAGAAACAUCCUUAACAUUUCAUAAUCGAACAAAAUGUGGUCUAAUCCAAAAUUCAUUCAACCCCUCUCGACUCCGGUGUUUACGCCUAUUCAGUCUCCUCUUCCCCAAAUUCUAAGCCUGACCGCUUCUUCUGCGUCUCCUCUCAAACAGUGUACUAAAUUAUCCCGUAGAGAUUUCUCGAUUUUCACCUCUUCGUCUUUGCUUUUACUCGUAGGCUCAGGCUCUCAUACUCUUGAGCCGUUGCACAUGUCCAAUGCAAGAGCAGAAAAGGUUGGUACAGAAGAGAAUUCCAGCUGUGCAAAUCAAACUCCGACAAAGGAGGCAUUUCUUGAUGUAGCAAUUAAUGGAGAGCCUGUUGGUCGAAUAAUUAUUGGGCUAUAUGGUGAUACUGUCCCCUUUGGAGCGAAAAUAUUCAGUGAACUCGUUAGUGGGGCAGCUGGAGUUAGUUAUAGGAGAAAAGAAUUCGUAAAAAUCAUGCCAAACUAUGUGCAACAUGGUGGACUACGAUCAUAUGGCGUUGAUGCAGAGCUUGCAAGGAAAACAGGGAGUAAUGUGGCCGUUGAUACUCUCGUGAACGAAUGGGAGAAACAGAAUGACAAUUGUUCGGGAACCAAGAAUGUGGCAACGAGUGUAGGCAUUAUUGUUAGGGACCCCUCAAAACCACCUCCGAAAAUCAAGUUGGUUGCACGGAAAGGGAAGCUGGAAAUUGACGAAGAAGAAGUAGGAAUGGAUCCUAAUGGGACAGAAUUUCUCAUUGCCACUAAAGACUCUCCGGAGUUGGAUGCCUCGACUUUGGUUGUGGGAAGAGUCCUUGAGGGAAUGGAUGUUGUAAAGCGAAUAAGCGAAGUGAAAACUGUGCAAGAGAACACAGGUUCUCCUUAUUUCAGGGUAGCAAAGCUAAUAGGAGAUAAAAGAGCAGUCGUAGCAGAGCGAGGCUUCAACCGGCCUUAUUUAAAGGUGGUGAUUACAAAUUGCGGACUGAUAUGAUGACAACAAGUGCUUUGAACAUAUUCAUUUGAAAGCCUCUACUCAUGUUCCUCACAGGAUUUUAUUCCAUUAUUCAAGGCAGUGUGCAUUUUGAGUAAUAUAUCAUUUUUGCUGGCCUCCAUAUAGAAUUAACUGUGAAAUUAUUUAAGAGAGAGAGUGAGGGAAAGGUAAAAACACUAGGUGAUUGUGAUACUAGUGAGCAGACAUUGUGGCUCCAUUUUAACAGCAACUAAUGUUGAAGUUCAGUGUCAUGAUUAAUACAUUAGCUUCCACCUGCAA
Olea europaea var. sylvestris is the source of this 1365-nucleotide messenger RNA. Its product is annotated as peptidyl-prolyl cis-trans isomerase CYP26-2, chloroplastic. The record is from RefSeq and is a predicted model, not a curated record. The coding region runs from base 133 to 1086 and encodes 317 amino acids. Gene Ontology annotation, cellular component: chloroplast. Gene Ontology annotation, molecular function: peptidyl-prolyl cis-trans isomerase activity. The transcript is spliced from 2 exons. Gene Ontology annotation, biological process: protein peptidyl-prolyl isomerization. NCBI's taxonomy places the organism in Eukaryota, Viridiplantae, Streptophyta, Magnoliopsida, Lamiales, Oleaceae.